Molecule: messenger RNA, 1308 nt
Organism: Oxyura jamaicensis (ruddy duck)
Lineage: Eukaryota; Metazoa; Chordata; Aves; Anseriformes; Anatidae
Gene: ACP6
Product: acid phosphatase 6, lysophosphatidic
Exons: 10
Coding region: 16-1275 (419 amino acids)
Biological process (GO): dephosphorylation
Molecular function (GO): phosphatase activity
Source: RefSeq, a predicted model, not a curated record
CGGGGGAGCGGCGCCAUGGGCUGGUGCCGGCGGCUGGGCCUGCUGGGCGGGCUGGCCCUGUGGGCACAGCACCGCCGGGGGGCGGCGGCGGCCGGGGGGGGACCCGCGGGGCCCGGGGCCGAGAGCGGGGAGCUGGAGCUGAGGCUGGUGCAGGUGGUGUUCCGACACGGCGCCCGCACCCCGCUGCGGCCCCUCCCGGGGGCGCCGCCGGUGGAGUGGCACCCCGGGCUGCUGGAGGUGCCCGCCCGGACCAAGCUGGACUACACGGUGACAGACCUCAACGGGGGCCCGCGGCCGCCCUCGCCCUACGAAGAGAACUACAAGAAGACGACGUUCAAGGGUGGUGCAAUUGCGGGGCAGCUGACGACAGUGGGGAUGCAGCAGAUGUUUGCCCUGGGGGAGAGGCUGAGGAGGAGUUACGUGGAAGAAGCCAACUUUCUCUCACCGACCUUUAAGCCUGCUGAAGUCCUCGUCCGUUCCACUAAUAUUUUCCGGAACCUGGAAUCCACACGGUGCCUGCUGGCUGGGCUGUACCAACAGCAGAAAGAAGGAUCUGUUGUCAUUGUCACUGAUGAAGCAAGCUCAGAAAUCCUCUACCCCAAUUACCACAACUGCCAGCGCCUGAAGUGCUUGAGCAGGCAGAAGUUGAAGAAUGCUCUGCUACAGCCGGGUAUCUCUGAUGACUUGAAAACAAUUAAGGAGAAGAUGGGUAUUGAUGGUGAUAAGUCUGUGGACUUUUUUCUUCUCCUUGAUAACCUUUAUGCUGAGCAGGUGCAUGGUUUGCCGAGCUGCCCUGUGCUGAAGAACUUUCAGCAGACAGUUGAGCGCCGAUCCGUUGACUCACUGCUUUUCUUUCUGGAAGACGGUUCAAGAGAAGUUCUUCAGAUGUGUGUUGGUGUCCUUUUCUAUACCUUACAGAAGAACAUUACAGAAGCAGCAGAUUCCUCAUCUCCAGCUGAAAAGGCCAGAAAGCUUAUUCUCUAUGCUUCUCAUGACGUUACCCUUAUACCUCUCCUGGUGGCCCUGGGCACCUUUGAUCACAAGUGGCCCCCUUACGCUGCGGAUGUGACCCUGGAACUGUAUCAGCACCGGCAGUCCAAAGAGUGGUUUGUUCGCGUGUCUUACCAUGGGGAGGAGCAAGUGGUGAAAGGAUGUAGAGCAGGUCUCUGCCCACUGGAAGAAUUUCUAGAAGUACUUUCACAGUAUUCAGUCAGUCCAGAGGAAUACAAUAACCUGUGCUCUCAAAUGGAGGAGAAUCAGCAAAGCGACUCGUAAAUAGUUCUUAAAUUAAACGUUUUUGUGUCACAA